This is a messenger RNA of Carassius gibelio (silver crucian carp), 2458 nucleotides long. RefSeq names its product opsin-3-like. NCBI's taxonomy places the organism in Eukaryota, Metazoa, Chordata, Actinopteri, Cypriniformes, Cyprinidae. The transcript has 4 exons. The coding region runs from base 7 to 1152 and encodes 381 amino acids. The record is from RefSeq and is a predicted model, not a curated record. Gene Ontology annotation, cellular component: photoreceptor outer segment; membrane. Gene Ontology annotation, biological process: visual perception; G protein-coupled receptor signaling pathway. Gene Ontology annotation, molecular function: G protein-coupled receptor activity.
CUAACGAUGUUUUCCGAGCAGGCUGAUUUAAAUUUCAGCUUUAACAUGAGCGAGGAGGACCGGUUAACUCUUCUGGAUGAGGACUGGAGCGACUCACCAGUGGAGACGCUCUCACGCGCGGGCUUCAUCGCCCUCUCAGUGUUCCUGGGAUUCAUCAUGACUUUCGGUUUUUUCAAUAACUUUAUCGUAUUAGUCCUCUUCUGUAAGUUUAAGACGCUCAGGACGCCGGUUAACGUGCUGCUUCUUAACAUUAGCGUCAGUGACAUGCUGGUGUGUAUGUUCGGGACGACCCUGAGCUUCGCGUCCAGUGUGCGGGGACGGUGGCUGCUCGGACGGCACGGCUGCAUGUGGUACGGCUUUAUCAACUCCUGCUUCGGCAUCGUAUCUCUGAUAUCCUUGGUGGUUCUUUCUUACGACCGCUACAGCACAUUGACGGUGUACCAUAACCGUGGUCCAGACUAUCGCAAACCUCUUCUGGCAGUAGGGGGUUCGUGGCUUUACUCUUUGAUCUGGACCGUGCCCCCUCUUCUGGGCUGGAGUAGUUAUGGCCUGGAGGGUGCAGGAACCAGCUGCUCUGUAUCAUGGACCGAGCGUACCGCCCAGUCUCGUGCCUACAUCAUCUGUCUGUUUCUGUUCUGCUUGGUCAUACCAGUGCUCAUCAUGGUCUACUGCUAUGGGAGAUUGCUGUACGCAGUCAAACAGGUAGGGAAGAUACGCAAGACAGCAGCGCGGAAACGGGAAUACCAUGUUUUGUUCAUGGUUAUCACCACGGUGGUGUGUUACCUUCUGUGCUGGAUGCCGUACGGGGUCGUGGCCAUGAUGGCUACAUUUGGGCGGCCAGGAAUCAUCUCACCGGUGGCCAGCGUGGUGCCCUCUCUCCUCGCCAAGAGCAGCACGGUCAUCAACCCACUCAUUUACAUCCUGAUGAACAAACAGUUCUACAGGUGUUUCUGCAUCCUGUUCUGCUGUCAGAGGCACUUGAUGCAGAACGGUCACUCCUCCAUGCCCUCCAAGACCACAGUUAUCCAGCUCAACCGUAGAGUCCUCAGUAACACUGUUGCCUGCACCGCUCCGAUCUCCACCGGCAUCCACAAACACGACUGCAGCACCCCUGCCUCAGAGAGGACCAACCCUCCAGAGGUCACCACCUAAACUGACCCCUCCCAGCAGCCGUGAUGUCAAGCCUGCUUCGUUGUGCUGAAUGUAGCUUUUCAGUCAUAUUCAACUUUUUAUUUUCCUGGGCUUCUUUUACAGCUGUAAUACUUCAUUGUUAAUCAAAAACAAAAACAUUUCAAAACAUGAAAAAGCAUUUCAUUGCCAAGUAGUCAGGUCUUUUGCUGUGCAUGAAGAACCUUGAGUGCUCUCACUUUGCUGUUAAAAAAAAAAAAAACACUGAACAAGACUACAAAACAAGAUUGAACAAGAAGAACCCUAAAUGUACACUGCGAGAUAUUACAUUAGUGUAAGCACAUCGUUCCAUGUGACAAGGCUGCAUCAACACAGAUUAAUUUCGUUUUCUGCCAAACACAUCCAUAAAAUAGAAAUUGUUGUUUUAUUAAAAAACUGUCCUAAAAUGGUUAAAUGUUGCUAAUAUAUUUACAAAGUACAUCAAAAAAAUUGCAUUCCCUUUAAGAUGUACACAAGCAUAUACUACAGUUUGGGAUCAGUAAGGUUUAAGGCUUUUAUUCUGUAAGGAAGGGCACAUUCAAUUGAACAAAUAUGACAGAAUUGACAAUUUUAUGUGGUUACAAAAUAUUUCAAUUUUACUUUCUUUUAUGGAAUUCUCUAAAAAUCCUCUACAAAUUCUACUUUUCCAUCAAGUGAAUAAAUUACAUUUAAAAAAAAGAAAAGAAAACCGUUAUUGAGUUUGUAGUAAUAUUUCACAACAUUACUGUUUUUCUGUAUUUUCUGUUCAAAUAGCCACAGCCUUGGUGAGCAUAAAAGACUUGUUUCAAAAACAUGGGAACAUUUUUCAGAGAAAAAAAAAAAAACUUUUACCAAUACCAAAGAAAGAGCACCAUUAUCUGUUCCAUCAUACCUCAAAUUGUUCCAUUCCUAUUAGUUAUGUUUCAUAUGAUAAAUUAUAUUGCUGUCUGGGCCCAUAUCACUGAUGUAUAGGACACACUGAUCCUGAUCACUUCACAUCUGUGACAACGAUAGUGUUUCAGCGACUACGCAAUAUAGUAAAGAACUUCCACAGUGGGAACCUUCAUCACAAAAGACCAGACAUCCUAUACAUAAAACAGAUGAACAUUUCACUUUCGAUCCAAACUGAUGAAUUCACAGAGAACUGACUUCUGCUUUUGAAAUGCGCUGAAUGCAUGCCUGGGGUUGUAUAUUCCGUAAUAGUUUCUCUAAGGACACAAUCACACUGUGUAAACUCCUCAACAUCUCACGCUCCCAUCUCCAUGAUACUGAAAGGACUGUGUAUAAAGUGCCAAACCCUAAGAGGGCAAUG